Molecule: messenger RNA, 2417 nt
Organism: Danio rerio (zebrafish)
Lineage: Eukaryota; Metazoa; Chordata; Actinopteri; Cypriniformes; Danionidae
Source: RefSeq, a predicted model, not a curated record
UUUUUCAUAUUAUCUCAUUUUUAAAUGCUAAUCUCAACAAUAUUCAUAAAACUAUACUCAUUUAUAGUUUAAAUUUGUAAAUAAACAUUUUGUGGUAAAAUAGUAUAGUUAGCACUUCGACAAAACUAGAGAAUUAUUUUUGUUGCAUCAAAAAAGUGGUUAUAAUCACUAUCCCACAAUCCAGCAAAGAUAGUUCUUAAAAUGUCACUAAAAUGCAUAGUUGAAUUACAACUUAGCAAAAGGUCUACUUUUUCAGAAAAAAAGAACCAAACAUGGCCUUUUUCCUGAAAAGUUCCAUAAAAAGUUGUUUAUAUUUAUUUAAGAAUGUUAUUUAAAUGUAAAUUGCUUCUAACGUCAAUUAUGGCAGAAAACUUUGUGGGUUAACAAAAAAAUAAAUAAACAAAUAAAACCUGACUCCUUAAAACCGCCAAAAAGACGGCGCGCGCGAAAAACGGUCACAGCGUAGAUUAUUUCAUAUCCAGCUAGAGGCUCAGCCGGUCACCUCAGCAGCAGUUUCUGGUUUUGUGAGAAGCGAAUGAGACUUGUUAUCUCGUUAUCUGAAGGUAAACAAAUAAGAAUUUCACUGCUUUCUAAUGAGAUAUAGGGUACAGAUAAAGUAACAUUAACUUUUUUUUUACAUAAAUGUGUAGUUUUUUUCUUCAGCGCUUGCUUGUUAGUUUUAAGAGAAAUGUACGAGCUAGCUUGUGAUAACGUUAAGCCAUUUCCGUUCAGCACGUCUUAAUAUUAUAGCUCCUUGUCUUGUGGUCAUUUAUUUCUGUUGUUGUGACACUUGUGUUUCAGAGAUAAAAAAUGACGUACGCUCCAAUGGGAAGCUAUGUGCCAAUUUCUGACCUAAACAUAAACAUCACACACUCGAAGGUGGUGGGGGUGAUAAUUGGAAAAACUGAUUCAAGAGGAUUUCCUGACCGGAAAAAUGUUGGGUCUGAAAGAUUCACUUUCAGCUUCACCAUCAAAGAUUCACCAGAACAUUUUAUCAAUGUGUCUGCAUGGGGAAAUGAGGAAUACAUUCAAGCACUGAGCUGUCGCUUUCAGAUCGGGGAUUGUGUUGUAAUUGAAAAUCCCCUCGUUGUGACCAAGGACUAUGAGAAAGAAGAACGGUUUUGCCCUUCAACACCUAGUUCCUACAGGUUGUUGCUUACAGAGACUCACUCGAGCAUUAGGAUAUGCUCAGACAUAGACACUGAGGCCAGGAUUCUGCCGCUAUUUCACAUACCAAUCAAAGACCCAAGAGAUUUCUAUUCGUUGGGAGACAUUACUGCAAAUGGACAAAGUCUGGAUGGACACGUUAUUAACAUCCUAGCAGCUGUACAAUCGGUUGGAGAGGAGAAAUUCUUUACAAAAUCUGGUGGCUGCAAAGGACAGAGAAUUGAAAUAAAACUCUUCGAUGACACUGGGAGAUCAUUUCCUUUUGUUUGUUGGGAUAAAGAGAAUAUUCGUCUGGUGCAAACGCUGACACAAAGAGAAACAGUGCUGUUCAUUGCAGAUGCUCGUAUCACCUUUGACAGUUUUCGCAAAAGUAUGGUGGCAACAGCGAUCUCCAAAACAAUCAUUACCGUCAACCCUGAUACAGCAGAGGCAAACCAGCUGUACACAUUUGUCAGGGAACUGUUACAAUCUGGAGGACUGGAUGACCAGGACUUCCUCUCUGGUGAUGAUGUGCUGUUGGAUUCCAUUAGAGACGUCAUGACAGUAAGCCAACUUAAAACCAGAAGUCAAGAAAAUGCAGAUGCCAUUCAUUGCAUCAUAUAUGGAUUCAUCACCUGUUUUGAUCUGGGUUCCUCUCCCUCCAAAAUAAUAACCAAGAGAUGUGCCAGAUGCAAAUUUCGAAUCAAUGAGGAGAGUUGGACGUGUUCCAGUGACAUUUGUCCAAAUCAAGGACAAGAGCUCCAGGCUAAUGAAUGCUUUGAUGUGCUGGUGGACAUCAGUGACCACACUGGCACUUUGCAGUCAUGCAACCUGGUGGGCACAGUGGCUGAGAAAACUCUGGGCUGUAAAACAGAAGAGUUUUUGUGCCUGUCGGAGUAUCAGCGGACAAGCCUGCAGUGGAAGUUUCUUCUGGAGCGAUGCAAAAUAUAUCUGAAGGUUCUUCCAUCUCCCAGAAGGAGAAGUGGAAUGAAGGCAGACAUCUUGUCAUGCGGACUCGCUGACCCCGUUGAAGUGAAGCAAAACCUUGCCUCAUUUGUGGUUUGAUGUUUUGCAUCAGCAACCAAACAACACAAAACAGUUCCUCAUAUGAGAGCAAAUCGAUUGUAAACGUGCAGAAUUGAUUGAUUCAUUCAAUUUAAAUGCAGAUUAUUGAGUAAUAGUUUUCACAUUUGGUUCCAUUGUCCUCCUUUACCUUACACUGUUUUUGUUGUAUAUUUAAAUUAAUUAACUUAAUUUAUUUAUAUUUAUUU